AGCUUCCAGAUUUUUUUGUUUCUUGUGCAUCGCAUGAUCUUGAAACCGACACAUGGUCCCCGUGACCUAGUGACGAAAGUGCUCGUCGUUUCUGGCACGGAUACCAAGACAAGAAAAUUUGCUAGCUGUCGACGUGAUGGAAGACCUUAGUGGGCGUGGCAGAGUGCCGGUCCAGAAGACUCGAAGAACAAAUAGGACUCCAUACCCCGGAUUCAAUUGAGAGAGAGAGACUCAAAGAUCAAAACACAACAACAUCAAAAAAGAAUCAAAAACUACUAUAUCUUUACACACGAGAAAAAGGUUACAUAUCAUUGCCAAUGCCAAUGUCGUUCUUCUACGCCUAUCCAGACAUUGACCCUUACCCGACCACUCACGUGGCGCACACCUUCCCGGAAAAGGGUCACCACCUGCACCACAUACCCAUCCCGUACCUCGCGCACAAGGCUCACAGGAUCUUCCACGACAAAGACCAGGAUGUCCACGUGCCCAAGACCGACGUGAGGGAGACCCCGAAGAGCUUCUACGUCGAGGUCGAACUGCCCGGCAUCAAGGACAAGUCCGAGCUUCACCUGCGCUGGACGUCGACGCGGACCCUGCUCGUGACAAGCAAAAUCACCAGGCCGGAGAUCCCAGAGGCGGAGAUGGUCUAUGACCCAGCCACUGAGGGUAUCCUCGAGCCCACGCCGACGCCGACACAACCACCGGCACCAGCAGCGCCGACUGAGGAAGGGCGCGAGGAGAGGCCCCCCGUCGAUGGCGCAGAGGAGGAUAAGAAGGAGGAAGCUCCGGUCAAGUUGGAGCUGCAUCUGACCGUCCACGAGAGACUGAUCGGCGACUACAUGCGUGCCUUCAACUUCCCCGUCGACGUCGAUAGGGAUGAAACGCACGCGAAAUUGGACGCUGGACUGUUGAAGAUCAUCGUUCCAAAAUUGGUGCACGGGGAUGCUCUUUCGAGGCACGUUUCGGUCAACGUCCAUGAUGGGGAUUCCACCACGGGAGCACCGGCGGCUUAAGUGGAAAAGAGUACGAUGCGUGGGCCAAGGAGAGAUUGAUCCAUGAAUGUACGCAAUUCAACACAGUUUUCAACUUGGAGUGUACGGCCGCCUUUGAUCUAACGGUGGCGAUUAAUACGUAAUUGGAGGUAGUGAGCGUUAUCAGCAAACUGGAAUGAUAGUCUAUGGAUAUGAGAAACCACUUAUAAUGCAAUAAUACUAUAAAACCACAUGACAUGGGAGACAGAGUCCUCAAAACAUUGGUCCUCAGAACGGAUGUUUAAAAAAGUAGACUUGUAGAGAAUUCUUCAUGUCCAGUUAUCCAAGGUGGCUGCUAUCAAGAAUCCUAUGGGACAAUGAAGAGCGCAAAACAAAGCAAUGGGUCAAUAAUGUCAGAAAUGGAGAAGGAGGAGAUGUAAGAAAGAAUCAUCAUAGUGGAUUAUCCUCAACUGGUUCGAGGUAUAGGGUCAAGAUUCCGCCUCUCAACUUCAAUACAAGCCAAGUAUAUGUACACAGUAUUCCCAAAAGUUCAUCAAUUUCAUCGUCACAUGUCAUUCUCAAUCUUCCUGGAACCAUUGUGACCUCUUGAUCCGGUAGCUCCCAAGUCCGGACGUCACUGCCACCGAGGCCACCGAGGUGGGAAAGAAGACCCAAAAAAAUUCAUCGAUUCAUCACUUCAACUCGAUCCUUGUCAGGCAUCUCUCAAUCGUACGAGGCGUAAAAGGCUUCCUCGAUGGCAUCCUCUUCUUCAUCCGCGGAGACGUCGUCCCCCUCGGCGCACUCGGUGUGUUCGACCCAGAGGUGUUGGGCGCAAGUCUCGUCCUCUGGCCACCAACUCAUGGGGAGGUGGGUUUCGGACGAGUGUCGCCUGUGAAGGUGAUGGGGGUGGUGCUGCUCUUCGUGGUGAACGUGGGGGACGGAGACCUCGACGAAACUGGGUCUCCGUUCCUUUUCGUAGGAUUUCUUUUGGUUCUGUUCUGCACCGGCCUUCGUGGAGGAUUUCAAAGGCGAAGGGUCCACCACGUUUGUCUUCUUCUCUGUGAUGGUUGUCGGGGGUGUGGUCCCGGUGUUCAUGUGGUCCGUCGGUCUCCUCGUGGCCUUGAAUGGGAUGGGCCGGGACUGCCCGGUCGACUGUUGUUGCGAUUCUGGUUCCAGAGGCAAGUACCCGUGGUUGAAGGCCGGCUCCUUGAACAAGAGUUCGCUCACGUCACAGUCGUUGUAGAACGAUAUGAAGGCGUUGUCUUUGACGCCCGAUAUGCCCUCGUUACCGUGCUGGUGGGUUCGAACAGCCUAGUAGAUGUGCGUCAGUGGCCGAGAGAUCGCCGGGAAGGUACUUGGACUUGAGGGGCGAGCUAUUGCUUACUGGAGCGGUUUCCGAAAUCAUUGUGGUGGAAAUGGUUUGUGUUGUUGUUUUUCAGGGGUUGUGCUUCGAGAUGUUGUUUGUAAAGUCAAGAUUGGAGGCGAGGUAAGGUGGACACUACCAAUAUAUUCACUUGUACCUUUUUGAUGAUGGUUGGAUGUAUGAAAGGAAUUCCUGUCUCGAGAACCUACCACAUUCGAUCAUGGUUUUUAUAUUGAACAUCGGGCCUGGUUGGUCUGCCGAUUACAUUUCGAUCUGCUUACCAGAGAAUUUUGGUGGGUCCGAGUCUCUAUGAGUAACGACAUGUUUUCGCGCUCAGGUCACUCAACGACAAUGGCAGGGUUAGAGAGAUAGAGAGAGGGACAAAAAAUUGUCUUUUUGGAGUGGUAUGACAAGACUCGAAAGGGAUGGAUUGACCUCGAUCUUUUACUGUGAGGGUUUAGGUGGAAUUGUCCUGACAUGUCAAAUGGGGUGACUUUGUAACGUCUGGUUUCAAUUCCUACGAGCGAUUUUGGCUGAAGCUCGUAUUUUAUACGGUAUCGUAUU
Molecule: messenger RNA, 2898 nt
Organism: Exophiala oligosperma
Lineage: Eukaryota; Fungi; Ascomycota; Eurotiomycetes; Chaetothyriales; Herpotrichiellaceae
Exons: 1
Coding region: 318-1013 (231 amino acids)
Biological process (GO): response to salt stress; protein folding; response to heat
Source: RefSeq, a predicted model, not a curated record